Messenger RNA from Saccostrea cuccullata (small rock oyster), 1678 nucleotides. RefSeq names its product nuclear pore membrane glycoprotein 210-like. Gene Ontology annotation, cellular component: nuclear pore. The record is from RefSeq and is a predicted model, not a curated record. Lineage: Eukaryota; Metazoa; Mollusca; Bivalvia; Ostreida; Ostreidae. The transcript has 12 exons. The annotation marks the transcript as partial.
CAUCUACAGAAUGGCGGCAAAGAUAAACCAAAACACUAUUUUGUGUUUAUUUAUUUUACUGACUGCCGCAGUGAUUGUCAUAAACUCAGCAAGACUGAGUGACCCUAAGAUUCUACUGCCAUACCAUAGCUCUGUCAUCACAAAUUUCACUUUGAAAAUCAAUUUAUCGAGAGAAGAAGCUAGACUUCCAGACAGUUGUUACACAUGGCAGUCCACUCAGCAGGAAGUGGCCAUGAUUCAGCUGGUUAACAGUACGGAUGGAGAGUGCGCGUUCUCGGCCGUCAUUUCCGCAGUGUCUAAGUCACCCUACAGGAAAACCUCCAUGGUGCUCGCUGAAAAUAAAGUAACUGGAGAAGUACUUCGUUGCAUUGUGAUUGUGGAGGCGAUAUCGCGAUUUGAGAUCGAGACCACCACACGAUUAUUGUAUCUAGAAGACUCGCCAGAGGAGCUCAUAAUUAAAGGAUAUGAUGAAGAAGGAAAUGUGUUUUCUAGUUUGGCUGGAUUGGAGUUUGAGUGGAGUUUACUCCCCGACACAAGUACCCAGCGGGAGGAGAUGGUGGAAAUCCUCAGAAUCACCAAGUUUACUGAGUCUCACUAUGUGAUGCCUAAUCACAUACAGCAGCUGGAGGCCAAGGGUCUACAGGGAGAUCUGAUCCUGGUGGAGGGGAUGAGGACUGGGAGCGCACUCGUUAAAGCUCGCAUCAGGGACGGGGCAUACAAGGACGUAAAAUCACCAGUUGUGAAGUUAGUAGUGGUGGCCAACUUAAUCAUCAGUCCUGCAGAGGCUUACAUCUUAAAACACGCCACGAUAAAAUAUGCAGUAAAGCUGAUCAAACAGAGCUCAAUGAUAGAAAUCUCGCUGCCUUCCUCCCAGUUCUUCCUGGAGGUACAGGAUGACGGUGUUUGUAACUUAGACGCGAAAACCUCCAUAGCAACAGGACAGGAAAUCGGCUCCACGGAGAUCGUGCUGACAGACAGAAAUCUUAAGCAGGAUGCCCUUGUUAAACCAAGUGCCAUGUUGUACGUUGUGGCCCCUAGCUACCUCGGGUUUGUGGUCCUGCCGGACAAGAAGUGGGUCCUGGAGACUGAGAAAGAGUACACCAUUGUCAUUGAGCUGUAUGAUAAAAACAGUCACAAAAUCUACCCAUCUGAUAAUGUUAUACUGAGGGCCUUGUUUCCUAAAGAAUACUUUGAUGUGAGAUUCUCCACUAAGAACGGGACUUAUCACCACGUGUACACACUGAAGCCAGGGAAAACCAGCAUUGAAGGAGUCUUGAAAGCCAUUGUACAAGAGGACGGUACAGAGAUAGAAGUUAACCCUACUGUAAAAGGCUCCCGUUCAGUGGAGAUUUUUGACCCAAUUCGAGUGAGACCUGAGACCCUCUACUUUCCCUGGGACCCCCACUCACCCACAAGUCACCAGUACAGAUUACAGGUAAAGGGAGGAAGUGGGGAGUAUGUGUGGAGCUCUUCUAACGUGGAGACCACCACCGUCAGCGUCAGAGGGGAGAUAACAACCGGAAAACGGGGAGAGGCCACCAUCACAGCCGCUGACGCCAAGAACAGGGUUCACACAGGGACAGCCAAGGUGUAUGUAUUGCCCCCAGAAGACAUGAAGUUUGUCCCGAAGCAUGUGGAGGCCGAGGUGGGGUCAGAGCUAAGAUAUGCCCCUCUCUGU